Microtus oregoni (creeping vole) is the source of this 932-nucleotide messenger RNA. RefSeq names its product proteasome 20S subunit alpha 7 (gene Psma7). The transcript has 7 exons. Gene Ontology annotation, biological process: ubiquitin-dependent protein catabolic process. NCBI's taxonomy places the organism in Eukaryota, Metazoa, Chordata, Mammalia, Rodentia, Cricetidae. The record is from RefSeq and is a predicted model, not a curated record. Gene Ontology annotation, cellular component: proteasome core complex; proteasome core complex, alpha-subunit complex; nucleus. The coding region runs from base 92 to 841 and encodes 249 amino acids.
GGACGCCGGCAGCGUGUCCCGGGCGGGCGGGGCGCAGGCGGUGAGUGUGCGCUUUUGAGCGGCGGCGGCCCGAGCUCGCGCGUCCGCCGGGAUGAGCUACGACCGCGCCAUCACCGUCUUUUCGCCCGACGGCCACCUCUUCCAAGUGGAGUACGCGCAGGAGGCUGUCAAGAAGGGCUCCACCGCGGUUGGUGUACGAGGAAGGGAUAUUGUUGUUCUUGGUGUGGAAAAAAAAUCAGUGGCCAAGCUACAAGAUGAAAGAACAGUCCGAAAGAUCUGCGCUUUGGAUGACAAUGUCUGCAUGGCCUUUGCAGGCCUCACUGCUGAUGCACGGAUAGUCAUCAACAGAGCCCGGGUAGAGUGCCAGAGCCACCGGCUGACUGUGGAAGACCCAGUCACUGUGGAGUACAUCACCCGCUACAUUGCCAGUCUGAAGCAGCGCUAUACUCAGAGCAAUGGGCGCAGGCCAUUUGGCAUCUCUGCCCUCAUUGUGGGUUUUGACUUUGAUGGCACCCCCAGACUCUAUCAGACUGACCCGUCGGGCACGUAUCAUGCCUGGAAGGCCAAUGCCAUAGGCCGGGGCGCCAAGUCAGUGCGUGAAUUCUUGGAGAAGAACUACACGGAUGAUGCCAUCGAGACAGACGAUCUGACCAUCAAACUAGUCAUCAAGGCACUUCUGGAAGUGGUUCAGUCAGGUGGCAAAAACAUUGAGCUUGCUGUCAUGAGACGGGAUCAACCUCUCAAGAUUCUAAAUCCUGAAGAAAUUGAGAAAUAUGUUGCCGAGAUUGAAAAAGAAAAGGAAGAAAAUGAAAAGAAGAAACAAAAGAAAGCAUCGUCAUGAAGUGUGCGUUAUUUGGAGCGGCUUUCAGCAUUGGUGUUGCGGGUCUUCUGUCUGCUUGUCCCGGAGCCCAAUAAACAUCUACAUUUUUUAA